AUGUCUUGCUCCUCACCUGAUGAUAUCGGUGAUUUUUUGAGUGUCGUGAGGGAUGAGAAAGUCGUAUCGGCUGUGCAGGACGUCGAGCAUGCUCGGUUGAACUCUAGUGAGAGGAAGAAGUUGCAAUUGAGCUUAUAUGAUGACGAUGAAAUCAUUCUGCGUUCUUUUUUCGUACGUAAGAGUAUCGAUGGCAAGUAUGGAGUACUGCUUUGGAGAGAUUCCGAGCAAGAAGUUGUUUUUGAUGUGCAGGGUUUAUUGGCGAAGUUCAUGCUGCCUCCAUUGUCACGGCAGAGGUAUGGUUCGACUCAGCGCCCAUUGCUGCUGAGACAGAAUGCAACCUUGCUUGCAGCUACCGAUUCAUUUGGCAGAUCAUCCUCGGCACUCGGUCAUUUGUUUCGCUUUUUUGAGCAGCAGUUUGGCCAAGGUCAAGUGCGUCCUUGGAGUCCGGUAAACAUGGGAGUCGCGGAGGCCAUUUCUGCAGAUACGCGCUAUGUAUCACCUCGUUCAGAAUUGUCGUUGUGGAGUGAUGCGUUACCGCAACUACAGGAAUUCCCACUCCUGGAUAAAAACAAUGUCAUUCGAAAUUGGGUUGAAGAAGGCAAUGUAGCAUUUACGGAGGACAAUUUCGUUGAUUAUUCUGAGGUCGUAUCUGGUGGAGGUGUUUCUCGUCGCACACCGGCCGAUCCCAGUAUCUUCAGAGUGGGUCAGAUUGUUGAACUGGGAUUGAGUUUGAAAGUUGUUCGUACCCGACAAUCUUCCUCGCAAUAUUCUUUUCUUGUCCAUAUGGACAAUCUGUUAUUGUUGAAUCGGUCACCGUCGAUGUUGUUGGCUAACCUGGAAACUCUCAGACAGUCCGUCAAAGCUCUAGAUGUCAGGCAUGCGAUGGAAACACAUGCUCUCCUGCCGAAGAAGCGCCGUGUCAGAGAGGAUGAUAUGUUUGAAUUCGAGAAGUUGUUGAUUACUCGCCAAUUCUCUCGUCUUGCACUUGAAGGAUCAUCUGGUCAGCCUGAACACUCGUCGGUUUCGGAGUAUGAAGUCUCAUCCGGAAUUUCCCAAAUUGUUAGCUCUCCAAUGUUAUCAGGAUUCUCUUCAUCAGAGUGCGUUGAAGUCGAAGAUGGCGACAUUCUGGAACGUAACCCUAACCCCAAAGUGAUGCAAUGUAAGCACAAUUUUGUGCCUCGCAAACGCAUCAGCAAACAGGACAGUGCUAUUGUGGAAUGUUGGCCAGUCCAUCAGUUCUCCACUCCGGCGCAUGCGGAUGCAGUGAACUGCACCACGAAGAUUGCCAACUCCCUCCAAAAAAGUCCAUCCUUAGCUCCCAAAGACGACUUCAUCAAUGUGGAGGACGUCUUCACUCUGCCAGUGGUCGACCAAUUCCAAACGGCGUCGUCUACGAUUACCAACCCUUCUUUUCCUGGACAGGCCCACUCCACUGGCGCUAACGCCCCCCUUCCUGGAUUCCUUCGCCCCGUCAAUGCUAGCUCUUCUCUCACUGGAUCCGCACGCCCCAUCAUGAUUGACGCUAACAUUUCUCCUUCCGGAUCCGCCCACCCCGCUAAUAUAUGA
Molecule: messenger RNA, 1566 nt
Organism: Suillus clintonianus
Lineage: Eukaryota; Fungi; Basidiomycota; Agaricomycetes; Boletales; Suillaceae
Exons: 7
Coding region: 1-1566 (521 amino acids)
Source: RefSeq, a predicted model, not a curated record